AUGGCUAAUCUGGCAAAUACUGCUUUUCCCGUGGAGCCUAAAGAAUUCCCUUCGGUGGAUAGCAAGGCUUCAGAUAGUGAGCCGAAUACACACGCAGUCACAUCAAUUGCAUUUACUGACAUGAUACUCCAGCCACCUCGACUCCCGCCCAGGCCCAGGCAUUUUCUUCCCAGUCCCAGUCCUUCUCCGUGCCCCGAAAGGCAGUGCACAAUGUACCCGGAGAGGAGAAAUAUGCCGAUCAACCACGCACAAGCACAUUGAAACAAAUGGGUACGCAGAAUCUCGGCUGGAUGAUAUGAUGGUUGAGGCAAAUGUACUAAUCGUUCUAGGAGCAGUCAAUCCGGACAGCCUCUACAAGUACACCAGCGUGAGAUAUCCCAAUAACUUACUGUUGACUUCACGGCAUUAGCUUACGAUUGAUAAUAGUGGGAAGACCCAGUCCGCACCCUCGGCUCGUACGUUGGUAUUAUGAGCCUCCUCUGCGGAGCACACUACCUUCCCCUUACUCAAACAGCUCUCAAGGCGGGAGCUACGAUUCUUGGAGGUACGCAUCAAUUGGUCAAUAUUGGUAGUAAAAGGAGUGUAUACUGACCAUGUUGCAUCCAGUGGCCGCGACCGUCGAGUACGCCCAUCGCUCCUUCACUCGCAACACAAUCCUUGCCCGUCUCCGCCCAGCCGAGUAUAAGAAGAUCCCAGAGCCAGUCCUCAACGACACACUCAAAGAUGUCCACGAUCUUGUGCAAUAUCUCGUUGUCGAGGCCCAGAGAAUCGUUCUCGGCGAAAACUUGGGGAAAACCUUUGGAGUACGUUUGCUUGACUGCCGGGCCCUCGGGAAUUGAGCGUUGGCUAAUUGAUACGCAGGCUUUCAUUACUCUCGCUACCUUGUACUGGCUCGUGAAAAUCGUCUCGCCAUUCGGAUUGGUCCUCUUGGGCACCACCGCGCUCUACGCGGCCCCCCUCGUUACAUCUCGCCAGGGCCGCGAAGUCCUCGAAGCUGCCAAAGCUCGCACUGCAGACAUGAGCAACGCAGCCUUAGAGAGCUCCCAGGCACUUGCCCAGGCUGGAAAGGACAAGGCUGCUGGACUCUCAACCGCGACUCAGCAGACUGCCGCAGACGCCAAGCGACGUGCCGGAGAACUCGUGCAGGGCGGAACCAGUCCAUCCAAGACCACAGAUGAACAUGCCAACGCCUUGAUGGAGGCGGCCAAGAAUACCGUUGGAAAACCCUCCGACAAGACAAGCCGCGCUGUUGGCCAAGAUCUUGACCAGAAGCCUCGUUCCAGCCAUGAUACCACCGCUGUCCAUUCGCACAAAGAUGCAGGGAACAUGAAUCUCUCCGGCAGCAAGUCUGCAGGCGUAGGUAAACUCACCGACCCAUUGUCCAAUCCUCCGGCCACUGCUGGCGGGAUCGCAAAGGAGCACACCCAUAAGUAUGCAGAGCCUGCACGUCAACCUCCAUCUUACCAUGAAUCGCGCCUGGCCGACAUUGGCCUCGGCUCGGUAGGAAAGCCCAUUGUUGAUACCGGCGACAGCCAUUACGAGCUCAAGAACACCUCACAAGGCUUGAGAGACGUGACACAGUCCACUCCUAGAAAACACGAUGCCAGUACAUCCGUGGCUACUACCAGUGCAGCACCUGGCCUUGCCUCAGAAGUGGAACAGGAACAGGCUGA
Molecule: messenger RNA, 1673 nt
Organism: Clonostachys rhizophaga
Lineage: Eukaryota; Fungi; Ascomycota; Sordariomycetes; Hypocreales; Bionectriaceae
Source: the annotation of a GenBank genome assembly